CGGCAGUAUGCAAGUGGGGUCCAUGUAAGCUUGCCUACUACUCCGUACCUCAACCUUGUACGCCAGUGAGUCAACCCAGCACAUGCCACAUGACCACCCAAAAGUCAUUUUGUGUCUUGUCCAUCAAGUCCCAUCCGUUUACUACUUGUGUUCCCUAGGUCCUCACGACCGCAUGAAGAAGCUACAGCGGAACCUGCCGCAUACAUUACACGUACAAACACCAUGGACGAGCCCAUCCCGCUCUUGGGCUCGGGCUCGGGCUCAGGCUCAACGGUAACGAUGCCCCGCCUCGUUCUCGGCGUCUACCAGCUCAGAGGGGAAGAAUGCUUCGCGGCCUGUCUGGCGGGGUUGGAGGCCGGGUACCGGCACAUUGACACCGCGCAGCUGUACGGGAACGAGGAGGAUGUUGGGAGGGCUGUUGCGGUGUUUUUGCGAGGGCGAGACGUAUCAAAUGGGUGCGGUGAAGGGGGAAGAAUCGAGAGGGAGGAUCUGUUUUUGACGACCAAGGUUGGACGGUGGGAGGGCGACGGGGAGAAGAUGUAUGAGAGUGUCUUAAGGAGUGUGAGGAGAGUUGCUGGGGAGGAGGAGGGAGGGUACGUUGACUUGGUUCUCGUACAUCGUCCCGUUGCGCGGUGGAGGGAUAUGUGGAGCGUGUUGGGGAGGUUUGUGAGGGAGGGUAGAGCGAGGGCGAUUGGGGUUAGUAAGUUUGGGAUUGGGGCGCUGGAGGAGAUGAAGAAGGGUUGUGAGGGGGUGUUGCCGUGUGUGAAUCAGAUUGAGCUUCACCCGUGGUGUCAACAGCGGGAACUAGUCGCCUACUGCCAACAGAACGGUAUCGUGGUACAAGCGUACAGCCCACUCGCGCGCGGGCAACGGUGGACGGACCCGGUGUUGAGAGAGGUCGUGGAGCGGGUCCGGCGCCGCGUCGGGGUCGGUGUCCGGGAGGAACCGAUACCGGUAUUCGGACGACGGGUGGCGGGGACGAACUGGCGCAACGACGACCCACAGGACCGGGAGACAGCAGUCACGAAGAUGAGAGAGAUCACGGAGGUUACAGUCACGCCGGCGCAGGUGCUGAUCCGGUGGUCUCUGCAGCGCGGAUUCGUGCCGCUUAUCAAGAGUGCGAACGCAGAGAGGAUCAGGGAGAAUGGGGACGUGUUUUGGUUCGAGUUUGAUGAGGUCGAGAUGGGCAUGUUGGAUGGAUUGGAUUUGGGGACCGCGGGGGCGCUGUUUCCUAAGAAUGUGAGUUGA
Colletotrichum scovillei is the source of this 1248-nucleotide messenger RNA. Its product is annotated as aldo-keto reductase. Gene Ontology annotation, molecular function: oxidoreductase activity. Bases 223 to 1248 code for a protein of 341 amino acids. The transcript has 2 exons. The record is from RefSeq and is a predicted model, not a curated record. NCBI's taxonomy places the organism in Eukaryota, Fungi, Ascomycota, Sordariomycetes, Glomerellales, Glomerellaceae.